GUAUGUAUGACACGACGUCGUUAUCAAUAAACCCUUAUUCCUUCAUCCAGGCCAGAAACCUAAGCUCCUCCCUAUCCUCUUACUCUCCGUUUUCCUCUACCAGCUGUUCGAUAAAACUCUUACAAGAAACAAACCCAUGGGAAAGAGAGGAGGAGGGGGAGUCAGCAAAAAACCACCACCGAACACGCUAACAGCGUCUAACAAGUCUUUCGCACUGAGUGCAAAAGGUGGAAAUCACAAUCCCAGGUCAUUAUUGAAACUUGAACACUUGCAGAAUCUUGCAUCAUGGGCUACCGAAGAAGCUUCAAUCCCUUCUCUUGCUGCCUUUUUUGGGCGUCAGUUUGCGUCUUCUGCAGAGGCUUUGGGUGUCCCACUUGACCCUUCUGCUCUGUUUCAGUGUCAGAGGUGCGAGACAUUUCUUCGACCUGGCUUUAACUGCACAACACAAAUUGAAAAGAAUCAACCAAAGGCAAGGCGUCGACACAAGAGAUUUAGUACUUUGACGAAGAAUAAUGUCGUCUACAAAUGCCACCACUGUUUACAUCGAAAUCUAAAGAGAGGAACUCCUAAAGGCCACAUGAAAGAAAUAUGUCCGCCCAAGCCCAAGCCACAUGCUAAACCAACCAAGUCCGUGCUUCAGAAGUCUGCCAACUUGGAGAAAGGCACAAGUAGCAAAGGUGAGAUAGUUAAGAUCGACGGGCCAGCUCUGCCUGCAAUAUCUCUGGAUACUUCGAUCACGAACAAUCCAGCAAAUCCAUUUCCGAGGAUUAAGACAGAUGAGAUAUACAAGAUAGCCGAGACAGCUUUGCCUCUAAUAUCUGUGGACACUUCCAUCACAGACAGUCCAACAACUCCAUUGCCAAGAGUUAAGACAGACGAGAUAAUUAAGAUUGAUGAGACAGCUUUACCUGCAAUAUCCAUGAGCGCUUCAAUCACUAACAGUCCAGCUACUCCACUCCCAAGUGGCAGAUUUUCUCUGCUGGAUGCCAAGAAGAAAAGGAGAAAUAGAUCAGCUAAAAAACCUGAGCAAUCUGUAGGCGAUUCUGCUGCAAUGGAUGCUGAAAACACUGUCAGCACAUCAAGUAAAAGAAAGAGAAAAUCUUGGACAAGCCUGAAGGAAAUUGUGGAGAAUAGAGCACAAUAAGAGUCGAAACAUUAAAACCCUGACAAAGCCAAUGUUUUGUGUAAAAUAGUAAAAUCUUUUUAACAAUGAAGACUGCUGGUAAGAUCAUGGCCAAUUGUUUUUUUACUGCAACAUAAACAAUCUUGAGGGAAGAAAAGGUCCCAGCAGCAAAACAAAGUUUUGGAUUUACUUUUGUAUUUUCGUUAGCAACAUAGAAGUUUGGCCUUUAAUGCUUUUCAAUUUUUCACCAAGGUACUCUGUGUAGAUGGCUACUAGAUUGUUGUUCUGCCGGGUGGAUUAUUUUUUAAGAAAAAAAAAAAAAAACUAGUCAGAUAUUGUUAGUA
This is a messenger RNA of Populus euphratica (Euphrates poplar), 1467 nucleotides long. RefSeq names its product RNase P Rpr2/Rpp21 subunit domain protein. The transcript has 2 exons. Gene Ontology annotation, biological process: RNA processing. Bases 137 to 1144 code for a protein of 335 amino acids. NCBI's taxonomy places the organism in Eukaryota, Viridiplantae, Streptophyta, Magnoliopsida, Malpighiales, Salicaceae. The record is from RefSeq and is a predicted model, not a curated record.